AUGGCCGACUCCACAAAAACACCCGAGAGCUUCGCCGACCUCGGCAUCGACAGAUGGCUCGUCGACUCCCUCGGCGCCAUGGCAAUCCGCAAACCCACGGCCAUUCAGGCAGCCUGCAUCCAGCCCAUCCUCGAAGGCAAAGACUGCAUCGGCGGCUCCCGCACGGGCUCCGGCAAAACCAUCGCCUUCGCCGCCCCGAUCCUCCACCGCUGGUCCGAAGACCCCACCGGCAUCUUCGCCCUCAUCCUGACGCCCACGCGCGAGCUCGCCCUCCAGAUCGCCGAGCAGCUUACGGCCCUCGGCGCGCCCCAGAACCUCAAGAUCUGCCUGCUCAUCGGCGGCACCGACAUGCGCGCGCAGGCCAUCGCCCUCGCGACCCGCCCGCACAUCGUCAUUGCCACGCCCGGCCGCCUAGCGGACCACAUACGCAGCUCGGGCGAGGACACCGUCUGCGGGCUGCGGCGGGUGCGGUUUGUGGUCCUUGACGAGGCCGACCGCCUGCUGAGUGAGACGUUUGCGAGCGACCUUGAGGAGUGUCUUGGUGCGGUGCCGCCGGCGGGCGUGGGUGCGGGGCGGCAGACGCUGCUGUUUACGGCGACGGUCACGGAGGAGGUGCGUGCGCUGAAGGAGAUGGAGCGGCGCGAGGGAAGGAGGGAGGUGUUUGUGUGUGAGGUGGAUACGGAGAAGUUGGCCAUUCCCGCGACGCUCACGCAGCGGUAUAUGUUGCUUGUGCCGUACACGCGGGAAGCGUAUCUGCACACGCUGCUGAGCACGCCCGGGAACGAGGGCAAGUCGGCCAUCAUCUUCACGAACCGCACGGCGACGGCGAACCUUCUGACGCAUACGCUGAAGCUGCUGGGGCACCGGGUGACGCCGCUGCAUUCGGAGCUGCCGCAGCGCGAGCGCACGGAUUCGUUGGGGCGGUUUCGGGCGGAGGCGGCGAGGAUCUUGGUGGCGACGGAUGUGGCGUCGAGAGGGCUUGAUAUUCCCGUUGUGGAGCUGGUGGUGAACUUUGAUGUGCCCAGGGACCCGGACGACUAUAUCCAUAGGGUCGGGCGUACGGCGCGUGCGGGGAAGAAGGGCGAGGCGAUCACGUUUGUGACGCAGUAUGAUAUCAAGCUGGUGGAGGCGAUUGAGCAGCGGACGGGGAAGAAGAUGGAGGAGUAUGUGGAUGAGCCGGGCGUGUCGCUUGAGGGGCGGGUGGUGCGGGAGACGCUGCAGGAGGUGUCGGAGAAGAGGAGGAUGGCCAAGAUGGACAUUGAGGAGGGCAGGAACGAGAAUGGGAAGAGGAAGAGGAAGUUGAUGGAUAGUGCCAAUGGCAUGGGCAGGAGCAAGAAGAAGAUUACCGUAGAGAAAUAG
Molecule: messenger RNA, 1359 nt
Organism: Morchella sextelata
Lineage: Eukaryota; Fungi; Ascomycota; Pezizomycetes; Pezizales; Morchellaceae
Exons: 2
Coding region: 1-1359 (452 amino acids)
Molecular function (GO): nucleic acid binding; RNA helicase activity; ATP binding
Source: RefSeq, a predicted model, not a curated record